Gekko japonicus is the source of this 3743-nucleotide messenger RNA. RefSeq names its product topoisomerase (DNA) I (gene TOP1). Bases 1 to 2337 code for a protein of 778 amino acids. NCBI's taxonomy places the organism in Eukaryota, Metazoa, Chordata, Lepidosauria, Squamata, Gekkonidae. The record is from RefSeq and is a predicted model, not a curated record. Gene Ontology annotation, molecular function: DNA binding; DNA topoisomerase type I (single strand cut, ATP-independent) activity. Gene Ontology annotation, cellular component: chromosome; nucleolus. Gene Ontology annotation, biological process: DNA replication; DNA topological change; chromosome segregation. The transcript has 21 exons.
AUGAGUGGGGAUCAACUGCACAACGACUCUCAGAAGUUAGCAGCUCGUAGCAACAUGUAUACAGAUCCAGAUUUCCGAGCGAAUGAUUCUCACAAACAUAAAGAUAAACACAAAGAUCGAGAACAUCGACACAAAGAGCACAAGAAGGACAAAGAGAAAGACCGAGAAAAAUCCAAGCACAGUAACAGUGAGCACAAAGAUUCCUCGGAGAAAAAACACAAAGAGAAGGAGAAAACCAAACACAAAGAUGGCAGUUCAGAAAAACACGACAAACACAAAGACAAACACAAAGAUAGAGACAAGGAGAAACGAAAGGAAGAAAAGAGUAAAUCGUCUUCUGGUGAAGUAAAAAUAAAGAAGGAAAAGGAAAAUGGGUUUUCCAGUCCGCCACGUAUUAAGGAAGAAAUAGAUGAUGAUGGCUACUAUGCUUCUCCCAAAGAAGUUUUCAAGCCUCUAAAGAGACACCGAGAGGACGAUGAUGUUGACUAUAAACCCAAGAAGAUAAAAACCGAAGAGAUCAAAAAACCGAAGAAGAGGAAACAAGAAGAAGAGGACAGCAAACCCAAGAAAAUAAAGAGCAAAGAUAAGAAGCUUCCUGAAAGAGAUAUGAAGAAGAAGAAAACAAAAAAAGAGGAGGAACAGAAAUGGAAAUGGUGGGAGGAAGAACGCUAUCCUGAAGGUAUUAAGUGGAAGUUCUUGGAGCACAAAGGUCCUGUGUUUGCACCGCCAUAUGAACCUUUGCCCGAAAACGUCAAAUUCUACUAUGAUGGUAAAGUCAUGAAGCUGAGUCCCAAAGCAGAAGAAGUUGCCACGUUUUUUGCAAAAAUGCUUGAUCACGAAUACACUACAAAGGACAUCUUCAGGAAAAACUUCUUUAAAGACUGGCGAAAGGAAAUGACCUCAGAAGAAAAGAGUACCAUUACUAGCCUCAGCAAGUGUGACUUCACCCAUAUGAGUCAGUAUUUCAAAGCUCAGACAGAAGCCAGGAAACAGAUGACCAAGGAGGAGAAACAGAAAAUUAAAGAGGAGAAUGACCGAUUAUUAAAAGAAUAUGGUUAUUGUGUCAUGGAUAAUCACAAGGAACGAAUUGCCAAUUUUAAGAUUGAGCCUCCAGGUCUCUUCAGAGGGCGUGGCAAUCAUCCCAAAAUGGGCAUGCUGAAAAGACGGAUAAUGCCCGAAGACAUCAUCAUCAAUUGUAGCAAGGAUGCCAAAGUUCCUCCUCCUCCCCCUGGACAUAAAUGGAAAGAAGUCCGGCACGAUAACAAAGUGACCUGGCUGGUGUCAUGGACGGAAAACAUUCAAGGAUCUAUUAAAUACAUCAUGUUGAACCCCAGCUCUAGAAUCAAGGGUGAGAAAGACUGGCAGAAAUAUGAGACGGCUCGGAGACUGAAGAAAUGCGUAGAUAGGAUUCGAAAUCAAUAUCGAGAAGACUGGAAGUCCAAAGAGAUGAGAGUGCGGCAGAGGGCUGUUGCACUGUACUUCAUUGACAAACUCGCUCUAAGAGCUGGUAAUGAGAAAGAGGAAGGGGAGACGGCUGACACAGUGGGCUGCUGCUCCCUCCGUGUGGAGCAUAUUAAUUUACAUCCAGAAUUGGACGGCCAGGAAUAUGUGGUAGAGUUCGACUUCCUUGGGAAAGACUCCAUCCGAUACUACAACAAGGUCCCUGUUGAAAAAAGGGUUUUUAAGAAUCUUCAGUUGUUCAUGGAGAACAAGCAGCCUGAAGAUGACCUCUUUGACAGGCUCAACACUAGUAUCUUAAAUAAGCAUCUUCAAGACCUUAUGGAAGGGCUGACCGCCAAGGUAUUCCGAACAUAUAAUGCCUCCAUUACGUUACAGCAGCAGCUAAAGGAGCUCACUUCCCCGGAUGAGAACAUCCCAGCAAAAAUCCUUUCUUACAACCGUGCCAAUAGAGCUGUCGCUAUUCUCUGCAACCACCAGAGGGCACCUCCAAAGACCUUUGAAAAAUCCAUGAUGAAUUUACAGACGAAGAUUGAUGCCAAGAAGGACCAGUUGGCUGACGCCAGGAGAGAACUGAAAAGCGCCAAAGCUGAUGCCAAGAUCCGGAGGGACGAGAAGUCUAAAAAGUCAGUGGAAAGUAAGAAGAAAGCUGUACAGAGAAUUGAGGAGCAGUUGAUGAAGUUGGAGGUUCAGGCUACAGAUCGGGAGGAAAAUAAGCAAAUUGCCUUGGGAACCUCCAAACUAAAUUAUCUGGAUCCUAGAAUUUCUGUUGCCUGGUGCAAGAAAUGGGGAGUACCUAUAGAGAAAAUAUAUAACAAAACCCAACGGGAGAAAUUUGCCUGGGCAAUUGACAUGGCAGAUGAAGACUAUGAGUUUUAACCUGAUUUUAAUGGCUGGAUUUUAAUGGAAGUGAGGGGGAGUAGCCUGGUUUUAGGGAGAGUGAUAAACUGUGAGCCUUACUUGUCCUUUAUAUUGGGGGGGGGAGGGAGCACUGGGAGGGGAAAGCGAGUGUCCGACCAAGUACCCAACAUCUUUGAGAAAAGAUACACCUGGAAAUACUAUAGAGGAGCUGAGCCAGUUGUCCUAUGGACAACUUAUUUAAAAACUGUUUCAGAGACCCAAAUUCUAGCUGUAUGGUUUGUGUUUUAUCUCUGGAGGGAGGACAAGUAGAUGGGGAGGAAUUUGUUAACCUUCCAGCAGGCAAAUUCCCCAUGACACUGAAGAGCUUGGAAAUCAUUAGCUACUGUAUACAGAAUCCAAUGAGAUAUUGGUGCGUUUUUACAGUUAGGGUUUUGCAAUAACUUCUAUAUUUUAAUAGAAAAUGGACUCCUUAAUUUCCCACCCCCCUCCCCCUUCAUUAAUUUAACACAACCGAAGCCCUCAGCGCACCAGCUCUGGCAGUCAUGGAAACACCCCUGUUGUGUUUUCACUUUUACUUGCCACCAUCAUGGCAUUGAGACAACAUAUAAUUAAAAUGCAACAUCUUGUCAAAGCAAAGCAUGAUGGGAAGGUCCUUCCUGACUUGAGUGUUGUUUUUCUUUAUUUUCUUCUUUUGUUAAUGUGAAUUUUUACUGCUUUUAAUUAUUUUAAGAUAUUUAAACUUUUUUUUCUUCGUCUUGAUCUUAAAGAUCAUGUAGAUUUUGCAGAGGGUAGGAAGGAAAAGGCUGGGGAGGGUUUUUAAUAGAUUAUGAGUACCGAUAAAUUGGUGACAAAAUGUUUUCCCAUCAUACUUUGUUCUGAGUACAUAAUAUAUAUAUCAGAAAUAUCCACACAUUUUUUUCCUUUGGGUUUUGUUCUUUUUUGACAGAUGGCUUUUCUUCCCCCUCCCUCUUUUUUAAAAAAACCCUCUUCCCUCCCCUCUUUUACUUGAAAGAUUUUAUUGUGUACAAAAGAACUUUCACAGGUCAAUGAAAUUUUGAGGGAAGUGAGCUUUGGUCCAAACAAACAAACAAAAAACCCCCAGAAAAAUAAUCAAGAUCUUAGGGCUUUUGUUUUUUUUUUCUUUUGUAAUUGUGUACAAAAUUUAAAAAAAGAAUUAAAGCAGAAUUUUAAUGUGAACCCUUUUUUGCUAUAAUCCAUUAGUUUUAGAGACCUUGUUAGCUUAGUGUGGUGCAAAUACAAGUUUCCCGCAGUCUUUCCUCAACAAGUAUCUUCUAUUUUUAUCAUGAAUUCCCUUUUAAUCAACUGUAGGUUAUUUAAAAUAAAUUCCUACAACUAAACACAGCGCUAGCAUCUGUGUGUUCUUGCAACCAGAGAGCCAGACUGCCCACUCAAGUCCAUACGCA